Messenger RNA from Sphaeroforma arctica JP610, 1199 nucleotides. RefSeq lists its product as hypothetical. Lineage: Eukaryota; Ichthyosporea; Ichthyophonida. The transcript has 2 exons. The record is from RefSeq and is a predicted model, not a curated record. Bases 5 to 682 code for a protein of 225 amino acids.
UAAUAUGUAUACGCUUGCCGAUCGGGUUAUUGAACAUCGCCAGCUCGAUUGCGACAAGGAAAACAAAGCACCCCUUAGCCGAAGCACCAUGCCGGCCGGCCACCUGAUAAUGAAGCCAUGUCAAACUAUGAGAGAAUCGUCGGCGACAGCCCCGUUCAAAACUCGCACUAGACAGCCUUUAGCUCAAGGAAAAGACACUGCGUUUCUUUCCCACUUGGCCAAUCGGACGGACCCCGCGCACUUGAAGGGAAGUAGUAGCUGGGAUGAGUAUGAUUGCUCCGUUGCUCUCCUGAAUCUGGCACAACAGGAACCAAAGGCCGUGCACGCUAGUCCCGAGAAGAGCAACCGGUCCAGAAAUGUGUACUGCCAAAGUGGCCAGACAGCUAUCGGAGUCCGGAAACAGAUGACCUCGACUGCACCGAAACAAAAGCAUGGCAACUAUAGCAAGGUGACAUUCCACAGAACCAAGCCUGGGUGCACGAAACAACUUAGAAAAUUAGAAAUUAGCGGUGGAAGCACGUCAAAAUCAAGCACUUUAGAUGAUUUACAGACACGUAGGCGGAUCGGCAUGGCACUCAAUCUUGGUGACCGUUUUAAGGUUUUGAAGAUGCCGAGUGAGCUUGUAAAAAGACCAUCACCAGGUCAGAAAAUGGAUCUCAGGAUCAAAUGGCGCCAGAGAUAGUACCCAUUCUAGUGAUACAACCUCACACAAAUGAGUCUGUAUUGGGCCUCGUUAUCUAUAUAGCGAUUGGUCUCAGACUGGACACCUUUGGCAUUGCCGAUCAAAGUUGCGGGGACAGCACUAAGAGAUAAUUCAUCAGGCCAGCAAACGAAUCACAAGACGAUCCUAGUCACUACCACACUUGAUUAUUUGAAAUAUCUGAUGGGCUUCUGCUUCCUUUUCUAUUGUCCGGGUAUGGAACGGGACUUCCAUUCUAAUAACGGCAAUAGUCAUCGAAGCGAAACAUUAAUUCUAGCAACAUAGAGACUGCGAGAGUAGUACAUUUUUUUAGCUCAACGAGCCGUGUAAGUAAUGCGGAGUCAUACAGCCUGAUAGUAGCUUAGUAAUUAAUAAUGUAUAAAAUGACCUAUUUUUUUUUAUGGCUUCUGAACUUCAUAAAUGGGCGUGAGCAUACAUGUCAUAAAAUGCAUCCCAUGAGGUCUUAAGCUGAUACACUGGUAUUAAAAAAUGAACGCGG